This is a messenger RNA of Osmerus eperlanus (European smelt), 9066 nucleotides long. RefSeq lists its product as uncharacterized. The transcript is spliced from 26 exons. Bases 152 to 8998 code for a protein of 2948 amino acids. Gene Ontology annotation, cellular component: Golgi apparatus. The record is from RefSeq and is a predicted model, not a curated record. NCBI's taxonomy places the organism in Eukaryota, Metazoa, Chordata, Actinopteri, Osmeriformes, Osmeridae.
UUGACAGUGUCCUCGCCUAGUUCAACUCAACUGUGUCACAUGAGAAUAACGCUGUACAUAAAUCGCCAUAAUAAGCUUUUCUCAAGGUUUCCUUGUGAGCUGUAUCAACUUUCGUCCUUAUGAAGGGGUAAAUCAGAUAUAAGCUGAAACCAUGCUGAAGUGGUUCUCCAAUGAUGAGGGCGGUCCUGACCUGGCAGCCCCAGGGUCUCCCCCGGGGGCAGCAGAGGGGCCUGGCCGGCAGCCAGACCCAGCAGAGCUCCAGGAGCGGCUCAGUCAGACGGAGCAGCUGGUCUCCCAGCUGAAGGCGCUGAUCAGAGAGAAGGAGGCCGCCCUGCAGACCAGAGACCAGCAGCUGAAGGCGAGCGAUGCCAAGCUCUCCAAGAUGCGCCUGCAGCACAAGGCCAAGGUCACGUCCCUCAGCGCCCAGCUGGAGGACCUGAGGAAGGAGAACCUGGACCAGGGCUCGUCUGCCCACUCUAGGAAGGGUGGAGGUGAGGCGGGCGAUCAGGCGAGCAGGGGGAAGGUCCUUCUCUUCAGGAAGAGGGUGGAGGAGUUGGAGCACCAACUUUCCAAAAAAGAUGAGGAAUUGGAGGCCAAGACGCAGGCGCUGGCGUCUGGGAGACAGCGAGGGGAGCACAUGGACGCCAUGCUGCAGGACCGAGAGCGCCGCCUGCUGGAGAAGGAGGCCUACAUCAUCCACCUGCAGACCGCCCUGGCAGGGCCCGCGCCCGCCGCCCUGGCAGGGCCCGCGCCCGCUGCCCUGGCAGGGCCCGCGCCCGCCGCCCCGGCGCUGACGCCCGGAGAGCAGCUGGUGUGUCCAGAGGAGGGCGCUGCCCUGCUGGAUCUGCAGGUGCAGAACCUGACCAGGAGGGUGGGGGAGGGAGAGGAGCGCUGCAGCCUGCUGGAGGAGCAGAACCACAGCCUGAAGAACCUACUGCUCUCUGAGAGAACCCAGCACGAGGAGAAGGAGAACAUGUACAAGCAGAACAUCCAGACGUUUAAGGACAUCAUCCAGCAGAAAGACAGUGUUCUGGCUGAGGUGAACCAGAAGCAUGAACAGGAACUGUUCAAGAUGGUGGCUAAACAAGAUGCAAGCUCUGACCUGGAGCAGCUCCUCAAGGCCCUGAAGCAGAAGCUGCAUGAGAAGGAGGAGGUUCUCCAAGGGAAGAACCAGGUGAUCUCCGUCCUGCAGGAGGAACUGGACGGGAGAGACCAGCAGAUACAGGACCUGUCUGAGCAUGCUCGGCGUCUGCAGGUGGAGCGUGAGAACCUGCGCUCCCAGAUGGAAGCUGAGAAGCAUGUGAUGCGUGCCCAGCUGAAGGACCGCAUGCAGAGCCACGAGGCGGAGCUGAGGGACCGCAUGCAGAGCCACGAGGCCCAGCUGCGGAGCCUGGAGGCGGAGCACCGGGCCGAGCUGGCCGGGGCGGAGCAGACAGCCGCCAUGACAACGUCAACGCCAGCCCCCCCACUGGGGGGAGUGGGGGGGGAUGCGGCCUGCAGGGUAGCAGAGCUGGAGGCACAAGCCAAGUUGAAAACGGAGGAAGCCAGUAAAUCAGAAGCCAAGUUCCUGAAGAUGAAGGCGUGGUCUAAGUCUCGUAUCAGACAGCUGGAGGAGGAGCUAAGGAAGGGCCAGGGUGGGGGUGCGGGCCCGGACCUCUCGGCCCUGCGCAGGCACGUGACUGAGCUGGAAGAGGAGCGGGAGGAGAACAGCUGGAGGCUGGAGCAGUACGACCAGGUCAAGGCCCAGAACGACGUGUUGCAGGCAAAGCUGAUAUUGUACGAGGAACAGCAGAGGAAGAUGCAGUCUGACCUGGAGCAGGUCACCAAGAGGGCCGCCUCUCAGGCCAGUGAGUCAGGCAGCGCUGAGGACGGCCAGCUGCUGGAGUGGCAGGAGAUGCUGUCUGAGGGCGGGGCCAUGAGGUCCCGGGGCCGCGAGGACAAGACCCCUCUGGGGCUGCGCAUGGCCAACAUGGAGGAGGACAGAGAGGUGCUGGCAGGCCAGCAGCAGGGGAUGGAGGGGGAGUUGGCCCAGGCACGAGCCCUCGAGGUGGGCAGAGGCAGGAGGCCGGGGGGCCCGGACCAGCGCAGCCUGGAGGAAGAGUUUGAGUUUGACGGUCGCCAUGGUUUCCCAGACCAGUCCGAGAGCAGCACCCCGAUGGAGGGGGAGAACAUGGGAGGUUGGUGGCCCCAGUACACUUCCCCCAACACAGAAGGCCUGCGCUCGGUGGUGGAGGACCUGGAGCAGGAGAGGAACCAGCUGCAGGAGCAGAUGGUUCUCCUGGAGGAGCGCUGCGGGGAGCUGGAGGACAGGCUGCAGAUGCAGACACGCAUCGAGACCCUGCAGGUGACCUUUGAUGUAAAUGAAGAAAGUCUGCCUUUUUGGCUCUCUCAGAAUGACUCUGCCAGACUGCAGACCCAGCUGUCCAGCCUGCGGAGUCAGCAGGGCAGAGACGCAGAGAAACACCAGCUCCUGGUCGCCAGCCUGAAUGAGCAGCUCAAAGGGCUGAGUGAGACCCAGGAAUGCCUGGAGAGCUCCCUGCUGGAGAAGGAUGCCCGCCUGGCCCAGACAGCCGACACACAGGAGCUGCUGGACGAGCUCAGGGACUCCAUCAAGAGCAAAGACGCUCAGCACAGAGACCUGUCUGACAAGCUGCAGCAAGCACAGCAGAGCCUCAUCAAGGUUUCAGAGGAUUGCAAGUCCUUUGAAAAACAGUGUUCAGAGCUGAAGACCUCAGAGGCUGACCUGUCCCAGAAACUCAGUGAGCUCAAAGAGAAGACUCAGAAGCAGGAGGCGACUAUAGAAACUCUGCAGAGCGACUUGGAUCAGGCGACAGACGAGCUGGACAAGAUCAACACGGCCCACCUGGAGGAGCGAGCUCAGCUGAUCCACGACCUGCAGACCUGCGAGCGGGAGAUGGACCUCCUGAAGGACGUCCUCCAGGAGCGGGACAGGGACAUCGCCGCCCUCCAGGGCAGCAUGGCAGAACACGGGGAGCAGAUCUCCAAACUCACCCGGGAGAUCAAGCUCAAAGAGGAACAGCUGGUUCUCUCGGAAGGUUCUCUGACCAAAGCAGAGAGAGAGACGCAGAUCCUCCGGGACUCUCAGGACUCAGACCAGCGCUCGCUGAACGCCAGGAUGGUGCAGCUGGCAGGACAGCUGCAGGAGAGCCAGGAGGAGCUGAGCCGGCUCCGUGAGGAGAGGGAGGAGAGGGAGGGGGAUGUCCAGGAGCUGACCAAGCAGAUCCAGGAGGACAAGCGGACCGUACAGGACCUCCGCAGGGACAUCCAGAAGCAGAAUGUUCUUCAUUCUAAUCAUCUCUCAGAGUGCGAAGCUCAGAUGAUGUCGCUGAAAGAUCAGGUGACGACAGCCUCGCAGAAACUGCAGGAGUCCAACAGUCUUAUCUCCCAGCUGAGGGAAAGUGACGUCUCCAGUGAAGAACUCAAACACCAGCUGCUAGACAAGGAGCAGACGUACGAGGACGAGAUGAAGUCCUUCAAGGAGGAGCGAAACAAGCUUCUGGCGGAGUUGGAUAAGCUCAACCUAGAAUUACAGACUUUGUCCAAACAGCUGGAGGAGAAGUCUGAAAACGUCUCUAAACUGGAGGAGCUGUUGAAAAGCACGGAGACUGAAAAUAAGCAACUGCAAACUGAUGUUAGAGGAACUACCGAGAAACUAAAGUCCCAAAAGAAACAUGUGGACGGGUUAAGUAAAAAACUUAAAAGUGCUGUUGACCAGAAUGCACAACUGAAAACUCAAGUUAACAGCUUUACUGAGAAUAAUUUGAGUCUGCAAACAGAACUAGCUGAAAUGACAAAAUCCAAUUCAGAACUGUUAAAUGAGAAGAGUGACCUGCAAGGUCACAUAUCUGUAUUUGAAUUACAGAAGUCAGGAAGUAAUGAAAUUAUCCAAGGGCUACAAAAAGACAAAGAGGACCUUAGUGUUAGAGUUCACAAACUGAACGAGGUCCUCGAACAAAACAAACAAUCCUUCUCCGAGAUGCUUCAGGAGAAAACAAAUGAAUGUACAAAUAUUAGGACGACGCUCAGUGCCUCUGAAGCGGAAGCCACAGAUCUGCAGGAACAGGCUGACAGCCUGAACACCCAACUUCAACAACUCCGCGACAAUGUGGACGAAAAGGAGAAGACUGUGUUGCACCUUAGAUGUCAACUCACAACUCUAGAGAACGAGGCUGCCGAUAACAUCAAGUUGAGGCAGGAAGUGGAACAGAGGCAGGCUGCAGUGGUGAGCCUCCAAAGCCACAUCCAGGCCCUGACUGAGGAGAACCAGCGUCUCCACGCUGACUACGACAUCAGAGAGAAGGAGCUUUCUCAACAGAAACAGGUAGCUUCUGAACUCGAUAGCAAGGUCACCGUGACCCUUGAGCAGAGUUCAGUUAUGGGUUUGCAGCUCAACAACCUGACUGAGCAGAAUCAGAAACUGCAACAGGAAGUCGCUACGAAGGAGAAAUUCAUUACCAAACUCAACACAGACAAUAGUUCUCUGCAAGAGAAGAUUUCCAGCCUCAAAAUGCAACACGCCGAAAACCACAAAAUCAUGGACGGUUUACUGAAAGAGAAGGAGGACCUCAGAGUAGCAACUGAAGAACUGAAGAAAGUUCUGGAACAAAAUAAACAUUCGUUAUCAGAGAGUUUGCGGGAGAAGACACAGGAAUGUAGCGAACUCUCCAGAGCUGUCAGAGAGAAGGACGAGACAGCAGCUCGCCUACAGGAGAAUAUCGACAGUCUGAACUCACAAAUCCAUCAACUACACAACCACAUACAGGAGAAGCAACAAGCGUUGACAGAACAAAGCUCGCAAAUAAACAUCCAGCGGGAACAACUGUCUCAGCUGCAGGAAACGUUGUCUCUGCUGCAGGAACAGGGCGCUGCCUUGAAGGCCGGCCUUCUGGAGAAGAGCGCCGCGCUGCUGCAGUCAGCCGAGGAGUGCGGCUCCUUACGGCAGGAAUCUGAGCUGCAGAGAGACGGCUUGUCCAAGCUGCAGGUGGAGGCAGACGCUCUCAGGGGAGAACGGCUGGAACUCAGUCGUCGUCUGGAGGAGAAAGAGGAGACUCUGAAACGCACGACAGGAGAAUAUCAGAAUUCCAAGGAUGAGCUCGAUCAGAGGAACGAGACUGUGAGGUCACUGGGCAGUCAGCUUGGUGUCGUGAAGGAAAACAAAGAGAAGCUUGAGGUGGAAGUGACCCAUCUGAGGACAGCUUUGGAAACCCACGCUUCAGAGAAUGCCAGAUUGAGGCAAGAGGUGGUCCAGAAACAGAAGGAGGUGGUGGAUCUUAGAGAUAAGAUGAAGUCACUCAACGAAGAACUGAAUAAAGUUCUGGAACAAACUAAACAUUUGUUAUCAGAGAGUUUGCGGGAGAAGACACAGGAAUGUAGCGAACUCUCCAGAGCUGUCAGAGAGAAGGACGAGACAGCAGCUCGCCUACAGGAGAAUAUCGACAGUCUGAACUCACAAAUCCAUCAACUACACAACCACAUACAGGAGAAGCAACAAGCGUUGACAGAACAAAGCUCGCAAAUAAACAUCCAGCGGGAACAACUGUCUCAGCUGCAGGAAACGUUGUCUCUGCUGCAGGAACAGGGCGCUGCCUUGAAGGCCGGCCUUCUGGAGAAGAGCGCCGCGCUGCUGCAGUCAGCCGAGGAGUGCGGCUCCUUACGGCAGGAAUCUGAGCUGCAGAGAGACGGCUUGUCCAAGCUGCAGGUGGAGGCAGACGCUCUCAGGGGAGAACGGCUGGAACUCAGUCGUCGUCUGGAGGAGAAAGAGGAGACUCUGAAACGCACGACAGGAGAAUAUCAGAAUUCCAAGGAUGAGCUCGAUCAGAGGAACGAGACUGUGAGGUCACUGGGCAGUCAGCUUGGUGUCGUGAAGGAAAACAAAGAGAAGCUUGAGGUGGAAGUGACCCAUCUGAGGACAGCUUUGGAAACCCACGCUUCAGAGAAUGCCAGAUUGAGGCAAGAUGUGGCCCAGAAACAGAAGGAGGUGGUGGAUCUUAGAGAUAAGAUGAAGUCACUCAACAAAGAACUGAAUAAAGUUCUGGAACAAACUAAACAUUUGUUAUCAGAGAGUUUGCGGGAGAAGACACAGGAAUGUAGCGAACUCUCCAGAGCUGUCAGAGAGAAGGACGAGACAGCAGCUCGCCUACAGGAGAAUAUCGACAGUCUGAACUCACAAAUCCAUCAACUACACAACCACAUACAGGAGAAGCAACAAGCGUUGACAGAACAAAGCUCGCAAAUAAACAUCCAGCGGGAACAACUGUCUCAGCUGCAGGAAACGUUGUCUCUGCUGCAGGAACAGGGCGCUGCCUUGAAGGCCGGCCUUCUGGAGAAGAGCGCCGCGCUGCUGCAGUCAGCCGAGGAGUGCGGCUCCUUACGGCAGGAAGCUGAGCUGCAGAGAGACGGCUUGUCCAAGCUGCAGGUGGAGGCAGACGCUCUCAGGGGAGAACGGCUGGAACUCAGUCGUCGUCUGGAGGAGAAAGAGGAGACUCUGAAACGCACGACAGGAGAAUAUCAGAAUUCCAAGGAUGAGCUCGAUCAGAGGAACGAGACUGUGAGGUCACUGGGCAGUCAGCUUGGUGUCGUGAAGGAAAACAAAGAGAAGCUUGAGGUGGAAGUGACCCAUCUGAGGACAGCUUUGGAAACCCACGCUUCAGAGAAUGCCAGAUUGAGGCAAGAUGUGGCCCAGAAACAGAAGGAGGUGGUGGAUCUUAGAGAUAAGAUGCAGUCACUCAACGAGCAGAAUAUGAGUUUAAACUCUGAACUUCAAAGAGUUGUCACAGAGGCCUCAAAGUCUCUCGAAGAAACUUCAGUCGUCAGGAGUGAAAACAUGACAAGGGACGGACAGAUUAGUAAACUAACAGAACAGCUCAACGCAGCAUGCACUCACAAAGACGGCUUAGAGUCGACCUUACAGCAGAAAGACAAGAAGAUAAGACUGCAGCAGGUGUUAGUGAAGAAGUUAAAGGCCAUGGUAGAAGAGGUCAAAGGUGAGACGGGCCAGAAGGUGGAGACCAUCACGGAGCUGCAGGCCCAAGUCCGUCAUCUUCAGGAAACGAUCGUUGACAGAGACGAGUCGUUGCGCGACUCUGAGAAAGAGCGAAGUGUGCUGGAGGAACAACUCAGAAGCUCGGAGACUCUGAACCUCACAGACUCUGAGAGCCUCAGGGUGCAGCUCCAUUCCAGCGUAGAAACAACCAAACAUCUCCAGAGUGAGCUGACUCGUUUGAAGGAGGAGAACCUCCGGAUGUGCGGCGACCUGACGGAGAGGGACACGCAGCUGAAACAGGUGGUGGACGGAAGCAUCCUGAUAAAGACUCGUGUUUCAGAGCUGGAGGACGUGAUCUCACAGCUGAGGGGUUCGCUCGACAGCCUCACGGCUGAAUCCUCCCACCUGAAGGACUCUCUGAAAGACAAAGAGCAAGCCAUCGCGGACCACAAGAGAUUGUCCUCAAUCGAAAUAAAACGUUUACAUUUAAACCUCCAAGCCAAAGAGUCCGAAUGUGAGAGUCUGAGAGGGGAAGCGUCCGGCCUUCAGGAGUUUAUCUCAAAGCUCAACAAUAAUCUUCUCUCUCAGGCCUCAGAAGCGGCGUCUCUGAAGGAGUCCUUGCAGAGCCAGGCGGGGGCGCUCCACGCCCUGCAGGGACACGCCGAGGAAUCUGCCCGCCUCAACGCCCAGUUAGCCGAGCGGACACAGCUGGCGGCGCAGCUGCAGAGUCAACUUCAGGUACUCUCCGCCGAGUCCGAGAAACUGAGUAGGACGGUGGAAGACAACCAGAGUGCCUUCGUCAACCUCCAGGAGAAAUACACAGCUCUGCUGGAGGAGCACCAGGACGCCAGGAAAGCGCUCUCUCAGAAGGCCGAGGAACUUUACGGUCUUCGCGGGACCCUCGACGACCGUACGGCCGAGGUCCAGACUGCAGAGUCCGCCUCGGAAACGCUGAAGAACGAGUCUCUCUUCCUUCGCCAGGAGCUGCAGAGACUCCAGACGAUCAAUCUCAGCCUCUCAGAGCAACAGGAAGACUCCCUGGCCGCACAUCACAGCAUCACCUCAGCUCUGACGGCUGAGGUGGAGAUGUUCAAGUCCCAGUGUCUCCACACAGCGGCUCAGGUACAGGUCCUGACGGAACAGCUACAGCAGAAAGAGACUGCUGUUCAGUCUGUGAACAGCCAGUACGCCGCCCUGGUGAAACGCACAGAGCACCUGACCUCCCAAAUGAAGAGACUGGAGGAUGAGAACAAGGAGCUGGAGGGGGAGACGGCUCUGACGAAACAGGAACACCAGCAGCAGCUAGAUGCUGUCCUUAAAGAAAAGGCGCAGCUGCAGAGAGAGAUGUGGGCCGUGGUGGCGGAGAGGGACGAGGCGCGGAGCCUGCAGAAGAAGAGAGAGGAGGUCAGGACUCACCAGAAGCAGGAACAGCUCCUGCUGCUGUCCAGCGGCGGGAAGGAAGUGUCAGAGAAAAUGGCCGCCAGCAAGGAGAAUCUACACAGCGAGCGGUCCUCCAUCCAACAGGAGGUGCUGUCUGUGGAGGAGGCCCCGGGGGCUCCCCAGGAGAGGAGCAGUGCUGCGGACGUGAUCAACACCCUGGCAGCCAGCCAGCUCCAUGAGAGGCUGGGUGAGCUCCAGAGGAGGGUGGACCAGCUGAACCAGACCGUCUCUGAGGAGAGGAGCAGGAGGGCGGCUGUGGAGGAAGCUCUCCGGCUGGCGGAGGACAGAGUCAGUGAGUCUGGUUCACCCCAGAGAGACGUCAGUAUUCAGAUGGAGACAGAAGACCAAUGGGAGGGUCUGGUUCUAGAUCCCAACGAGCCUCUUCUGACACGCAAGGUGCGAGGCGGGGUGUUGGCAUGGCGACGCUGGCUGCGAGGGCGGAGCCUGUACUGCUCCAAGCUGCUGAGGACACGGGGGCGCUCGCGCUACCUGUUCCUCUCCUACCUGGUGACACUGCACCUGGUGCUCCUGCUCUGCCUGACAGGGGUGCUGUAGCACACACACACACACACACACACACACACACACACACACACACACACACACACACACACACACACACA